AAAAAUACUUUACGAGGAAAACGCUUUUGAUACAAUCUUUAAAGGUUGAAUUUAUCAAGAUCAGGAAAAGGGACAGUCGAAAGUCCGCCCGAGUGACGUUCUCGUACUUUGACAACAGUGAUAUCUUGUGAUUUGUACUGUGUACAUCCCACUUCACUGUACACUACUUACAGUUAUGUUUCUUCGGGGUGAUAACGGUUUUAGGGUGAGUUCACAACUGUUUCAUUAUUUUAAUUUACCAUAUGAAAACCCAUUUGAGUUUGAUGUAAUUAACAGAAUAUUCAGUCGCGUUAUUAUACUUCAUUAUCAAUACCAAUCAAAGAGCCCGUCAAGUCAGUUAUUAGAUUUUUAUUUAGGUGUUUCAUAGCACAAUGUGGUACUAACUUAUUGAAAAGACGGUGGUUUUCAUGGGACUUGUAUUUACUGAGUUAAAAAUACCGCGAGUCAUACUGUGAAUUGUGUUGAAGCGUGAAAGAAUCUCAUAUGGAAAUAAUAUAGUUCUGUAUUUUUACACAUCCUGCUCAGGGGCGUUACCCAAAAGAUUUUUUCAGUUUCGCGUCACAUCACAUUUCCUUGAUCUUAUCCCACAUGAUUUAAGAACGUCACAUGCUUCUAUCUGUCUUUUUUCGCGAGGAUUUACCGGUAGAUUAUGUGUCAUGACAGAGCGGAUAUUGAGGCUGAAAUCCGUUCAAUACGUUAGAAUCACUUGGAUUCCUGUUUAUUAGACAAACCGGAAGGCCUUCGAUCCAUGAAAUUCCAAAGUGACCCGAGACCAAUCCGCAAGGAUUGUUGGAGGCUUAAUCGCUGUAAAGAUACUGAUCACAACGCUGUAAUCAACUGUGGGAUAUAAAAAAUCUCAACUCUUGUCUUUAUAAUUACAGAAAAGCUCUGAAGCUUAGACCCUUUAUUCUAAUUUUUUUUUGAUACUUAGCUUAACCUACGGAGAUAGCAUGACUUGAAAGUAUUAGAAAAGCCAGCCUCUCCCGUUCUAGACCUUAUUAGACCUUAUGGAUACUCGUUUCAAUCUAAAAGGAGUGAUAGUUUCCCCGCUUAUCAAUAUACCUUUAUCUCGAGCUCUGUUAGGGUCACUUAAUGGUAUCUUGAAUUUCUAAAAAAUUGGUUUUAUGGAGCACUCUCAGUUGGAUGUUUUGCACAAAGCUUCUCCUUCCUCUUCUCUUGAGCACAUAAUUCCAAACAGAUUGAUCAAAAGGCCCCCAAAAGCGACUCCUUGAAAUCUGUCACUUUCAUGAUAUUGAGUCGAACGGUGUUGAUCAUGUCGAAUCACAUAUCAAUCUAUUAUUCAAAACAUCACCAUAAACACAGCGUUUGAUUUUUCACCACAAGUUGCUCUCAAAUCAAGUAUCACCUGAUAUGUUGUGAGGACCGUCAUAAACUAAAGGAUGGCGAAACAGCUCAGUGGAAAGGGUAUUUUGUUUUAAAAAGGAAGUUCGAGACCAUUAAAAACAUGUAGUUUAUUAAGAGUGAGGGAUAGAAAGUUAUGUCCCUUUGGCGUAAUUCACGAUGUUUAGCACGAAAAAUUAACAAUUUUGAUUUGCCUCCAUGCCAAGUCAGAUAACAGCAAAGAUGAUGUUCUUUCAAACUUUGUUUGACCUGAGUUUUGGCACUGAUUUCUAAUUUGGUUUUAAUUUCACCAGAAAUCCCGACGGACUAUUCCAAACGUCAGCUGUUUCAUACAGAGCGUGUACAACCUUAUGAUGUCAUCUAGACUCGUAGCGGUUCAAUGUGAGGCUGCAGCACUAUUGGUUGAAUUGUCGGCAGUUCCACAAGUGUUAGAGGUACAGUGCAGUACAGAACAGUAACGAAACAUUUAUUAUUAUCCAACUGCACGAAGUAAAGUAAAAAUAACGCGCAAAUAGAGUACAAAUUAUAUCCUGCGAUAUUGUACGGUUAUUUGGAUACUUCACGAAUAGCUCUGGAAAGAUGAUUGGUCAGAUCGCGUCUUACGUAACGAAAUAACGUGUUAACCCUAUGACCCGUAGGAGUGACCAGUAUCGAAUUUUUCCUUACAAUAUCACCCCUAAAAAAAAAGUUGAAAACACGAGAUUAAAGGAAAUUAUCUCCAAGUUGAGAAGCUUCUUAUUGUCAAAGAUAUUCAAUUACGUUCUCAGCACAUUAAGAAAGCAGAAAACAGCAUGGAGAGUAUUCAUACUGAUGUUCGAUGUUAGAGGGUUAACAAUGAUAUUUUGACCUUUCUUCUCUGUUGAUUUUUCCAGGGUGUUGAAAGGUGCUAUCUCAAGAUUUUGGCUCAAAAGAACGUCGACGACACCUUGAAGAAAAUCGCUCAUGAAAGACUGAAAAACGUCCAAGAAAAAAGAAAAUCAAUCCCAAAGAGUCAAAAAAGGCGGCAAAAACUUGUCAAAUUAUAG
Pocillopora meandrina is the source of this 2387-nucleotide messenger RNA. Lineage: Eukaryota; Metazoa; Cnidaria; Anthozoa; Scleractinia; Pocilloporidae. The record is from the annotation of a GenBank genome assembly.